AAGAAAAAGAAAAAAAGCGUAGGCGUAGAAUCAAUCUGCGAUCUUUCAAUAUGAGAAGUCUUUCUGUGUAGUAGAGCGGAUCCGUAGAGUCUAGAGAGAGACAAAAAUAAAAGGCUUGCUUUGGCGGUUGAUUGGGCAAAACCAAAGAGAGAGAGAGGGAGAGAAGGACGAGGAAAUCCGGAGAAAGAGGGGAAGAAGAAGAAGAAGUUAAAGGAAAAGGAAGGGGCAGCAGCUGGGGCAUUUCAGUUUAGGGUUGCUCCACCUCAAAACUUUUCAUGGUCACCUCAGGCAACGACAGCCCUACCGGAAUCCACCGCUUUGGCGGCGGCGGAUUCGGGUCGGCUGUGGCGAUGCCGCCCUCCAAAACUGUCGUCGCCGUCACCGCCCUCGCCGGCUUUGCUCUCUUCGCUGCCAUUUUCUACACCACCACUAGUGGUCGACUCAAAUCACCCUGGUCUCGCUGGAGAAAGAAACAUGCCCUUUCACCUCAACAGUGGAGAAGUUUAUUUACAGCUGAUGGUAGACUCCGUGAUGGUGGAGUCAAGUUCUUGAAGAAAGUUCGUAGUACAGGUGUUGAUCCAAGUAUUAGGGCAGAGGUCUGGCCCUUCCUCCUCGGAGUCUAUAACUUAAACAGUUCCAAAGAAGAAAGAGAUGCUGUUAGAACUCAGAAAAGGAAGGAAUAUGAAAAACUCCGCAGAGAUUGCUGCCGGCUCCUAAAACACAGCACAGGGAGUUUUAAGUUUACUGAAAUAGGUGGAACUUGUCAAAACGGAGAAAGUGGGAGUCUUCUUCAGGACACAGACACAUCUAGCUCCCAAGAUGUGGUUAGUGCCAGAGAAUCUCUCUCUAGUGAGGAAAGGAGCCAGGAUGCUAGGGACUCAGACCAACCAUCCAGUACAUUGUUGGAAGGAGACGAUAGUUCAAGAAGAAUAACGAAUGCUGAUGUGUCACUGAACAGUGAGUCAUCAGACUCUGACUCUUCAGAAGACCUUGAAGUGAUUCAGGGUUCCCCCUCUUUAGAAGGCAGGGUGGUGAAUGAUCCUGACUUGUCUUCAAAAAGGAAUGUUUCUCCCUCAAGCACUGAAGGACUGUCAAAACUACGUGCAACUGAAGAUUUUUCCACCUGGCAGCGGAUCAUACGCCUAGAUGCUGUGCGUGCCAAUGCUGAAUGGAUGCCAUAUUCUGCUUCUCAGGCUGCAGUAUCAGACACAAGGGCUCGCCAUUCAGCUGAGGCUGUUGGGUUAAAGGAUUAUGAUCACCUGGAUCCCUGCAGAAUUUUCCAUGCUGCUCGUUUGGUUGCUAUCCUCGAAGCUUAUGCACUUCAUGACCCCGAAAUUGGCUACUGUCAGGGCAUGAGUGAUCUCCUUUCUCCAAUUAUUACAGUCAUGCCAGAGGAUUACGAGGCUUUCUGGUGUUUUGUAGGUUUCAUGAAGAAAGCUCGACAUAAUUUUAGGCUUGAUGAGGUGGGGAUCAGAAGGCAACUUAAUAAUGUUUCCAAGAUAAUCAAAUGCAAAGACUCUCACCUCUACAGGCAUUUGGAGAAGCUCCAGGCUGAGGAUUGCUUUUUUGUUUAUAGGAUGGUGGUGGUAUUGUUUAGGAGGGAAUUGACAUUUGAACAGACAAUUUGCCUUUGGGAGGUAAUGUGGGCAGAUCAGGCAGCCAUUAGAGCGGGGAUUGGGAAGUCUGCCUGGAGCAGGAUAAGACAGCAGGCACCCCCAACAGAUGAUUUAUUGCUUUAUGCAAUUGCAGCGUCAGUGUUGCAGAGGAGGAAAUUGAUCAUAGAGAAGUAUAGCAGCAUGGAUGAGAUUUUAAGGGAGUGCAAUAGUAUGGCUGGUCAACUUGAUGUAUGGAAACUCCUAAAUGAUGCGCAUGACUUGGUGGUAACUCUUCAUGACAAGAUAGGGUCGUCCUUUUGAUCAAUUACCACAUUUUGUCCACUAAUUUUAUGUGCUCAGUUCUUUCUUGAACCUGGUUGUGUAGGUAUUUCAAGUCUCCUUUUCGAUGCACUGCUUGAAAUGCUGUCUGUGCUGAGUUGUAUUUACUUAUUUUGUCACUGCUCACUCUCAAGGCUAAGUAGGUAGUGGCAAUAGUUGAAAAAUGCUUAGUUAGGCUUGAUUUGAAUGCGUGGUGAGAGGGCUCCCACCGAACCGGGGUUUGUGUUU
This is a messenger RNA of Durio zibethinus, 2162 nucleotides long. Its product is annotated as rab GTPase-activating protein 22-like. Gene Ontology annotation, molecular function: GTPase activator activity. Gene Ontology annotation, biological process: activation of GTPase activity. The record is from RefSeq and is a predicted model, not a curated record. Lineage: Eukaryota; Viridiplantae; Streptophyta; Magnoliopsida; Malvales; Malvaceae.